GAACCGAAUCUUCUACUUGUCAAAUUUAACACACACUUUUUAGGCCCCACAAAUAUCAAAAUUCUCGUAAUCGGUGGUCGGUAUAAAGUAUAUAUAUAUAUAAAUAAAAAAAUAAAUACCUUGAUUAUUUUCCAUGCGAAAUAUCUCAGAUAUGGCUUAUUAGUAAUUUAAGACAUGAGAAAUUACAAGGUUAAUUUUCAUCAUCGCCAAGAAAAAUUAUUAACGAUAAUUCUGAGAAAAGAGAAAGAUCUUAUUUAACUGGGAUAACCCAUUUGCGAGAUCGAAAGUACCAAAUGAAAAAAAGGCUUGGAUUUUUUAUGUUCGUAUUUUGAAUGAGAAUGUUCUAAAGUGACAAUGGCCACCCGUAGACCAGGUCUUACCAAAACCCAAGCUUUACGCCAAGCAAGAUCUUCGGCACUUGUCAAGCAAUAUGCGGAAAGGAAAGAAACUAUCGAGCAACCUCCGCCAGAACCACCGAAGAGACGAAGGAUAGCACCGACACAUGAGCCGAAGAAAGUUGACUUCUCUAAACCGGGUUUAACAAAAGCUAUGUUAGCCCGAAAAAAACAUGCGGAGGAAAUGAAGAAAGAGUAUGCACGUAAAAAGGAAGAGGAAACCGCAGCUAUAGGCCGUCGGCCGAGACGAACGCCAGCACCGAUCGGUGGCGAUGUUAGGAUGGGUCGAGAAAAGAUGCCCAGAAGAGAUGCUGCUGAGCGACGAAAAGCACCUCCUAAAGCAUUACCGCCCAUACCAGAGAAAACUCGUGAGCUUGCAAAGACUAUCAGAGCCGAUGUCGUUCGUGCCGAACCGAUAGGUAAAGGACCGAUCGAUAGUGUCGUCAUACCAGCGGGAUCGAUUAAAGAUAAUCGUACUACGAUCGUCAGUAUUCCUCAACCACCAGAAGUAUCUAGAGUAACCGAUCGUUCGAUGCAAGUAAUCAGCGAAACCUUGGAUGAGCAGGAUGCUGCCGAAGCUGUAGCCGUACAAUCGAAGCUGGAUGAUUUACAGCAAGCAAGGAGAGAUUUUGUAAUGACUGUAGCGAAUAUCAGUGGAAAAGUAGCCGCGAUCGAUCAAGUGCCCCCUAUAGAAGCCGAAACACCCCCUAGAUAUCUGCAAAGAGUACACGAUAUAGAUGAUCCAUACCUGCGUAUAGAAUAUACCAAAGAUCAUCCGAUCGUAGAAGCAGCCCGUGAAUUUAUGCAGAAAAGCCUUAGAGCUAUGAAAGAAAGUGAAGCAGCAAAAAGAUGGGAUGACGAGAUUAGGAAAAUCACUCAGGCCGCAACAGAAAUAGCUUUGGAACUAGACGAUGAACCUCCUCUCUAUGAAGAAAAGCUUAUAGAAUUUGAUGAGGAUGAAGAAUACCACACGCCACCUACUCCACCGGGUUAUCGCGGUAGACAAAUAAUUGAUGUAUCACCUUCAGCUCGUCGAAGGGAUAUUUAUGAAUAUGGAACCUUUGAUCCGGAAGAAUUGGAAAGAUUCUUCGAUAUCGAACGUUAUCCACCUUUCCGCAUUCCACCAUUAGGUCGAGAAACUCUUCAUCCCGAUCUUUGGGAAAUAGACGAUCCGUGGUUUAUACCACCUCCAGAACCUGACCAGCCGGAUUUGAUUCAAUUUGAUUAGCGAUUAGCUAAUGAUAAUAAUGAACCAAAAAAUCAUU
Molecule: messenger RNA, 1660 nt
Organism: Vespula pensylvanica (western yellowjacket)
Lineage: Eukaryota; Metazoa; Arthropoda; Insecta; Hymenoptera; Vespidae
Exons: 5
Coding region: 355-1623 (422 amino acids)
Source: RefSeq, a predicted model, not a curated record